Molecule: messenger RNA, 373 nt
Organism: Suhomyces tanzawaensis NRRL Y-17324
Lineage: Eukaryota; Fungi; Ascomycota; Pichiomycetes; Serinales; Debaryomycetaceae
Exons: 1
Coding region: 34-219 (61 amino acids)
Source: RefSeq, a predicted model, not a curated record
GCACCAGCCAAGAGAUGGGGACGCCAGAGGAGAAUGGGGGAAGGUGGUGCUUGUGCUGUGUUGGGGAAUGUUUUGGUGGUGAACAAGUGUAAGAAUUACCGCGUUAGGUGCUUGCUUGGUGGACUGGCAGAAGCCGUCCUUCUACUGCUGGUGCUAAAGCAUUGUGAACUGAACUCUGACGCACGGUGCCCAGUGGAUUUGCGAGUUUUAUUGUUUUGAAAGCUAUUCUUGGUACCUGGCGAUAGUGACAGAUCUGGUGCAGGCCCCGAAGCGCGACCCGUUGCCGGUCCAGUAGUCUAAUACGUGUAUGAGGGACUGGUGAGAAUGGUGGAGCCGAGAGCGGAACCAGGGCUUGAGCUUCAGACAACCAGCA